Messenger RNA from Drosophila santomea, 991 nucleotides. RefSeq lists its product as uncharacterized. The record is from RefSeq and is a predicted model, not a curated record. The transcript has a single exon. The coding region runs from base 145 to 573 and encodes 142 amino acids. Lineage: Eukaryota; Metazoa; Arthropoda; Insecta; Diptera; Drosophilidae.
GCUCUACUACCUUGGGGGGGGGAAGGGGGGGAUAUGGCGUCAUUCGAGUGAUUUUGAUUUAAUCGUGGUGGCAUUUGCUAAAUCAGUAGCUGGCACAUCGCGAGCUGAACGGGCACGACCAGAACGACGUGUAUAUCCGCAGUAAUGUCCACUACGUCCGAAUCCAGCAGAGUGGGCCUGGGCAAUGCGGCCAGCAUGGCGAAUCUGGCCAAGAUCGUCAAUCUUAUCGAAUCGAAUGUGAAGAGCGAGGAAGCGGAAGUGCUUGAAGAAGCGGUCAGGGGUUCAACCGGAACCGGAAGUGGUAGUAGCAGCAGCGUUCGCUUGGCCAGCAGCAGUGCGCCGCGUAGAAGUGCCUGUGCCACAUCGUAUGUGCCCAAGUCACCGCAGCUGGAGGAGAUUGUGUUCGCUGAGCCCACGUGCACCGAGCGAUUUGCUCGGUACUUUGUGAUCGUGAUCUAUCUGUGCGGUCUCUGCUGUCUGGGCUUCUUCCUGUCCAUCUACCACAUCUUCUUCUGGGACUCACGCAUGCCACCCGUUUACAAGGGCCAGAAGAAGGGACCUGCUUUCGGCUAGAACAGCCUGGCUAUCCAUCCCUUCCAGGCUAUUCAUCCAUCACCGCCAUCAAUAGCACCAAACUCAGAGAAACGUUCUUUCAUUUUUGGUAAGGAUCCAAUAAGGAUUAAUUUGCAUUCAUAAUUUGCAUUGCAGUCACAUUCUGGCAUAUGUGGCGUAUGAGUUAUAUUUGAGGUUCCCGCUUUUGUUACUCAUACGCAAUGUUGUCCCAGGCUUUUAACUUUUAAAUUUGAUUUGAAUGGCAAACUUUGUUAGUCUAAUUAAUUCAAAACCAAUAUCUUUCCUGCACACACAUUUACUCGAGCCAUGCCAUUAGUUCUUAUUAAGUGGAUAGGCCCUUCCCUUCCCUUCCCUUCUCGCCCAUCGUUUUUUGGCCCAGAAACUUUGCGCCCAGCAAAAGUUUAAGUUUAAUUAUGUG